This is a messenger RNA of Vitis riparia (riverbank grape), 960 nucleotides long. Its product is annotated as chlorophyllase-1-like. The record is from RefSeq and is a predicted model, not a curated record. Gene Ontology annotation, molecular function: chlorophyllase activity. Lineage: Eukaryota; Viridiplantae; Streptophyta; Magnoliopsida; Vitales; Vitaceae. Gene Ontology annotation, biological process: chlorophyll catabolic process.
AUGGCACUGUUAGGAGGUAAUCCUUCAACGCAGGGAAUCAAGCUUGAUUUGAAGACAACAACCAGUGUUUUUGAGCCAGGAAAUUUGAGUGUGAGUUGCAUUCGAGUGGAGACUUCAAACAUCGCUUCCCCUCCCAAGCCAUUGUUGAUUGUUAUUACACCAACCAUUCAAGGGACAUACCCAGUACUCUUGUUUCUUCAUGGCUUCGAGCUCCGCAACACCUUCUACACUCAGCUCCUUCAACUCAUUUCUUCCCAUGGAUUCAUAGUGGUGGCUCCUCAGUUAUACGGACUAUUACCUCCUUCUGGAAUUCAAGAGAUCGAAUCAGCAGCAGCAGUCACAAAUUGGCUAUCCUCAGGCCUUCAAUCUGUGCUCCCAGAAAAUGUGAAACCAGACCUACUCAAGCUUGCUCUUUCAGGCCACAGCAGAGGGGGAAAGACAGCAUUUGCUCUGGCACUAGGGUAUGCUGAUACAUCCCUCAACUUCUCAGCCCUACUAGGACUAGACCCUGUUGGUGGAUCGAGUAAAUGUUGCCAAACAGAUCCCAAAAUCCUAACCUAUGUUCCUCAUUGCUUCAAUCUAGCAAUCCCAGUUUGUGUAAUCGGCACUGGGUUGGGCGAUGAGCCAAUGAACCACCUACGUCCAUGUGCCCCAGAUGGAGUGAACCAUGUAGAGUUUGUCAGUGAGUGUAAACCUCCUUGUUCCCACUUUGUGACUACUGAAUAUGGUCACUUGGACAUGUUAGAUGAUCAUCUUUCAGGCUUCAUUGGGGCGAUUUCGGGUUAUAUCUGCAAGAGUGGGAAGGGUCCUAGGGACCCCAUGAGGAGAUGUGUGGGUGGCCUUUUUGUUGCAUUCUUGAAGGCUUAUUUGAAAGGUCAGAGUGGAGAUUUCAAAGCCGUUGUUGAUGCACCUGAUCUGGCUCCUGUGAAGCUUGAUCCUGUUGAGUUCAUAGAAGCAUGA